Molecule: messenger RNA, 1428 nt
Organism: Chaetomium strumarium
Lineage: Eukaryota; Fungi; Ascomycota; Sordariomycetes; Sordariales; Chaetomiaceae
Product: trichothecene 3-o-acetyltransferase
Exons: 1
Coding region: 1-1428 (475 amino acids)
Biological process (GO): secondary metabolite biosynthetic process
Molecular function (GO): acyltransferase activity, transferring groups other than amino-acyl groups
Source: RefSeq, a predicted model, not a curated record
AUGGCCAUCCCGCCCUUGACGGCUUUGGAGCGGAUCGGGCCCAAGGUGUACGUGCGCUACGUGUUCCCCUUUGAGCUCGGAGAGGGCUACGACCUCAACAGGGUCGCCGACAUCCUCAAGAGCGGUUACGAUGCCCUCACCAAGACCUUGCCCAUCGUUGGCUGCGAGGCAGUGCCGGACAGCGCGCCGAAGCAGGCCGGAGUACUGAGGGCGCAGCCGAUAGCAGACGGAGACGAGAUCAAAGGCAUCGCUGUCAAGGAUCUGCGCUCUCCCGGCACGUUCCCCAUGACGUACGCCGACCUCAAGGCGAAGCAUUUCCCCUUGUCCGCGUUCGACGGCGACAUUCUCUUCCGCCGCUACGCGUGGCCGCGGCGGGGCGAACGCCUGCCCAUCUCUCUCGUGCAAGCAAACUUCAUCCCGGGCGGACUGAUCCUGACGUGGUGCCUCUUCCACGUUUUCGGCGACGGCAACACAUUCCUGACCUGGACCAAACUCUGGGCCGAAGGGUGCCGCCGGGCCCAGGGCCUGGCGAUUCUCGACCCCGUGCACAUCGACCCCGCCAUGCUGGCCGACCGCGAGCGUCCGGGGGUGAUGCGCGCGUCGGGCCGCAACCCGGGCCGGGCCGAAGACCACCCGGAAUACACGCUGCUGCCCUUCACGCCGCAGGGCCCGCCGCGCAAGAUGACGUCGCCGUCGCACCGCGGGCACAUCUUCUACUUCUCGCCCGCCGCCCUCGCCGCGCUCAAGGCCGAGGCGUCCCCGGCCAAGGCGACCCGCCCGACCGACGACAGCGAGACGACAUGGAUCUCGACCAACGACGCGCUCACGGCGCUGCUCUGGCGCACCGUCAUGGCCGUGCAGCAACCGCACCCCGCCCGCGCCCCCGCCCCCGCCGACGACGACGACAACCCGGUGUCGGUGCUCAUCGUCGCGCUCGACGGCCGCCUGCGCACCGCCGACCCGCCUGUGCACCCGCACACGCUGGGCUGCUUCCUGGGGUGGGCCGCUGCCUCAGCGCCCGUGCGCGACAUGCUCUCGUCGUCCCUCAGCCUGGCCGACCUGGCGGUCCGCAUCCGCCAGGCAGUGCGGCGGGCGGACGGCCAGUUCACCGACGACGUGGCCGCGCUGGCGGAUCGGCUGGACGAUGUGGACCGCUUGGUGCCGACGGCGUUUCUGGAUGUGCCUGGCAACCACUGCGUGCAGACCACGUGGGCGAAGUUUGACCUCUUGGUGGUGGACUGGGGCGGUGUGCUCGGGGGGAAGAUGCAGGCGGUGCGGGCGCCCAGCGAGGGCAUCAUCAAUGGGCUGCAAGUUGUCCUGCCGGCGCUGCCGGACGGGGGCCUGGAGGUGUUGGUGGGCGUGGAGGAAGGCAGUCUGGAGAGGUUGUUGAGCGAGCCGUUGUGGACUAGGUUUGCCGAGGCGAGGUGA